AUGAGUUUAGAAUCAUGGAGGCAUUUCCAAUUCUAUGAUAAUUUGCCAAUACCAGAUCCGUUGCUAGGUAAUGAUAUCCGCUUAUAUUCUGAUCCGACUUUAUCAGCUGCAGCGACGGUUAAUGAAGACCUAUUCUUUAUUGCUGUAAGAUCAAAUUACAUUAGACACUUCAGCCUUAAGAAGGCAGAGAUCAUAAAAGAGUUUAAAGCAUUUGCUGAUGGCUUCCAGAUAUCGUAUUUAAUGGUGGUAGGACAGUCAUUUCUAUUGGCAGUAGGUGAGAAAGUGAAUUAUCCAUCCCAGUUGAAAUUAUUUAAGAUUAAUGACCUACCGACAAAUGAGUUCCAUUAUCACUCCCUGGUGGAAAUAAAAAACUCUGACAACGCUUUUCCAAUAUCAUCUGUGUCUGUUUCUAAUGAGCUUAACUGUAUUGUGGUAGGGUUCGUUAAUGGCAAAAUAUUGCUUAUAAAAGGAGAUUUAUCAAGAGACCGUGGAUCACAGCAACGGAUACUGUAUGAGGAUUCCACGGGUGACCCAAUUACUUCAUUAUUUCUAAACUCAGAUGCAAGUUCAUGUUUCGCAACCACCACAUCCAGGAUUAUGAUGUUCAAUCUAAUGCGGAAAAGUAAGUCAAUUCCGGAACAAGUACUAUCCUCUAAGGAGGGAGUAGCUCUUAACUGUGCAUCUUUCUCCAAAUUUACAAACGAAAACAUAUGCUGCAUGAAUGAUUGUAUCCAGUUUUAUCAUGGGAAUGGAGAGAGGCAUGAUAUACCCAUUAAAAUUUCGAACCCAAAAAAAUUGAUGCCCAUCAAUAAAACAGAGCUUUUGAUUAUUUUUGAAGAAGAAAGGCAAAAAACAACAAGUAUUGAAUAUGAAUCAGGAGCUUCCAACAAUAUUUGCAAAGCGAUAGUAAUUGACUUAGAAAACAGUAUACUAUCAUUUUCAUUUUAUACUACAAGCAAUAUUGUCGAUGUAUUACCAGUAAGAAGCAAAGAUGAUUCGAUACUUUAUUUAGUCACAGCAGAAGGUCUUAUGUACAAGGUUUCGAAAAAGUCACUUGAUGAAAGAUUAUCUAUUGUAAUGAAUAAGGAGAUGUUUCCGUUUGCUUUACAAUUGGCAUCAGAUUGUAAUUUACCGGAUAACAAGAUUCAGAAAAUCAAUAAGCUUUACGGAGACUAUCUUUAUAGUAAAGGAUUGCAUACUGAAGCAGCCCAACAGUACAUGAAAUGUAUCGAUAUUUUGGAUAUUAGUGACAUAAUCACUAAAUUAGGUGCUAAUGAUGUUUUUGAUGUAAAAGCUAUGAGGAAUUUGGCUGAUUUUGUUUGGGAACUAAUUAGAAAGGGCAGAGCUGAUCACGAUACUGUAACACUAUUAUUAUCAGUCUUAAUAAAAUUGAAAGAUGAAGAUGGGUUGAAAAGGUUUGUCAGUUAUUUUAGAAGAAGUGGGAAAUAUAUUGAGACAGAGAAUUACAAGGAUCUUGAUGAUGAAUCUUACUUUUUUAGUGACUUGAGAUUAUUUGAUCUCGAGCUUAUAAGAUCACUAUUGAUUGACUCCAAACUUAAUCAAUUGUGUUACCAAUUUGUUUUUAAGUUUUCAAAGGAUCCUAUAAUGAUAACUGACGUACUGUUAAAUGUUUUAAAAGAAACAGAGGCAACUUUAAAAUACGUAAAAAGUUUAUCAGUAGAUGAUAUUCUGCGAGUUCUUGUACGUUUUUCGAAGCAGCUUUUAUAUUUAUCUCCAAAUGAAACCAAUUUGUUAUUGAUUGAGGUUUUUACAGGAAAAUAUAGGCCUAGCAGUUAUGUGAGUGAUAUUAAUAAUGUUGUUAACACUAAAACGGGUACUAAAUCAGAGAAAAAUCCAGUUUUCUACAGCUAUACCGCCUUUUUAAAAUACAUGAAUCCUUUGGCCGAUGCUAGUGUAUUGGACGCUUCAGAAAACGGUGAUAGGUUAGACGUAGAUCGCCCUACUUAUCAUCCACCGAAGCCAUCACUAGUUUUUAAUGCAUUUUUAUCUCGUCCUUUUGAGUUCGUGGUUUUCCUAGAAGCAUGCCUUGAAAGCUACAAACAAUUUGAUGGGUUUAAAAAUGAUAGACAAGAAAUAUUAACGACAUUAUAUGAUUUGUAUCUUACUCUUUCCAAGCAGGAUGUGGGAGAAAGAAAAUCUGAGUGGACUGAAAAAGCUAAUCUGGUUCUCAACGAAAGUAACGAGUUGGCCAAUGAGCUAGAUCAAAAUUCUAACAAUAACCUCAACAAAGUUGAUAACAGCUUAAUGAAGUUAAUAGCACAUAUGAAUGGUCUUAAUGUAGCUGACAUUUCUAGCCCUAUAAAUGAGAACAAGGAAUUCUCAAAUGAUGUAACGGACAAUGCAAGGAUUAUUAACGGAUUCAGGAACCUAACGUACAUGGGUGAAGUUUCAGAGUGCAUGAAAUUUUUUGAAGAACACUCUAAAAAUAACAUUGAUUUGUUUCCAAUGGCUUUAUCAUAUUUCAUCUCCAAAAAGGAAAUAUUAGAAUUCAUUGGAGGUGAGGAUCAACUGGUGAAGAAGAUAAUUAAACCUAUUAUUGAAAAUAACAUAAUGUCAAUAUUGGACUUGCUACAGAUUCUAAGUUCACGCGAUUUCAUAACAUAUGGAUGUGUUAAAGACAUACUUCUCGAUCGAAUGAAGGAAGAGGAUGCAGUGGCCAAACGUACAAAAAAAUUAAUUGCAUCAUAUAGUGAAGAAUUGCAGGACAAAAAGACUCAGUUGAGGACGUACUUAUCUCCUGAUCACGAACAACAUAUAGCAAUAAAGGACAAAAAAUGUGAUCUCUGUCAUAUCACAUUAGAGCUUCCAGUAAUAUAUUUCAAAUGUGAGCAUAUCUAUCAUCAAAAAUGUCUCAAUGAAGAGGCUGACUUAAAGAAUGAAGGUGAUCUGCUCUAUAAAUGUCCAAAAUGUGUCAUCGAUAUUGAGACCAGCUCAAAAAGGAUAAGCAAAGAAAGGGAGCUUGCCUCUCGUAAGGAGCUCCUCGAUUUAGCUUUCAAGGAAGAAGGUAAUAACUCUGACAGGUUCAGAAUUGUUUCAGAUUUUAUAGGUAGAGGAGCGCUGGAAAACUCGUACAUCACUAUUGAAUCAUGA
This is a messenger RNA of Nakaseomyces glabratus, 3111 nucleotides long. It is a transcript of the gene PEP5, whose product is annotated as tethering complex subunit PEP5. Gene Ontology annotation, molecular function: protein-macromolecule adaptor activity; protein binding. Gene Ontology annotation, biological process: vacuole organization; organelle fusion; endosome organization. Gene Ontology annotation, cellular component: endosome; HOPS complex. The record is from RefSeq and is a predicted model, not a curated record. NCBI's taxonomy places the organism in Eukaryota, Fungi, Ascomycota, Saccharomycetes, Saccharomycetales, Saccharomycetaceae.